UCAUUAAAAGUAGAGUGCGUGUUCGUUACCGUAGGGACCACCAGCUUCGACGACCUCAUUGCGUGCCUCUCGGCACACGACAGCCUGCAAAUAAUCAAGAGCCUUGGUUACGACCGACUUAUUCUCCAAAUCGGUAGAGGAACGGUAGCACCUGAACCGUUCAGUACUGAGUCCUUUACUCUGGAUGUGUACAGGUACAAGGAUUCCUUGAAAGAAGACCUUCAGAAGGCAGAUCUUGUUAUUAGUCACGCAGGUGCAGGAAGCUGUUUGGAGACUCUGGAAAAAGGAAAGCCACUUGUAGUAGUUAUAAAUGAAAAGUUGAUGAACAAUCAUCAGCUGGAAUUGGCAAAGCAACUGCACAAAGACGGAUAUCUCUUCUACUGUACUUGCAGCACACUUCCUGGGCUGUUACAGUCAAUGGACUUAUCAACAUUGAAAUGUUAUCCUCCUGGCCAGUCAGAAAAAUUUUCUGCAUUUUUGGAUAAAGUUGUUGGAUUACAAAAAUAAACACUAAACUUUCAAUACUUUAAAAACACCCCAAA
Molecule: messenger RNA, 542 nt
Organism: Oryctolagus cuniculus (rabbit)
Lineage: Eukaryota; Metazoa; Chordata; Mammalia; Lagomorpha; Leporidae
Product: UDP-N-acetylglucosamine transferase subunit ALG13
Biological process (GO): dolichol-linked oligosaccharide biosynthetic process
Source: RefSeq, a predicted model, not a curated record